CCUCUCACUGUCAUCAUCCAUCUGGAACCUGCACGUUGUCUUCAUAUGUACAGUAAGGCUCUGCCAAGCAACGUUUAGGAGACUUUAAUAAGUCUCACAUUAUUAAGUGAAGGCGGUGGUCUCUAUCAGCAACAAUGUUACUAGGAAUCACUGUCUUCUACACCCUGGCUAUCCUACAGGCACUCGCCCUACCUGGGGUGGCCGAGGAGGUGAUGGUGGUGAGGUUGCAGAGAAUGGACGUGGCUUCCAACGAUAGUUUCCUGGACAGUGGGAAGAAUGCCCUGCCAGACCUGCCUCAGUGGACUGUGUGUGUGAGGCUUCGACUGUUCCAUUUAUCCCGCCUCAACACCAUCUUCAGCUACACCACCGGCGAACACUACCAGGAGAUUAUGCUGGGUAUUGACUGGCCUCAGUCCAACCUGCGGCUGGAGUGUUGUAAGUACACGGGGUUUAUGGAGAUGGCGGUACCCCUCCGCCUGUACACUUGGCACCAGAUAUGUCUGUCUGCGGACAUGACCAAGGACGUCCAGUACAUGAUCUUCGAUGACCUGGUACAUAUGGCACUUAUUCGACGUCCAGGCGUCUCACGUGAACAGCUUCACAAAGUGCGGGGCGGCGGCCGCUUCCUGUUGGGACAGAACUAUAACCCUGCAGCUGAUCUUAUGUUCAUCGAGGCUAUUCACGGUGAUCUGGCUGACUUUAGGUUUUAUGAUGUUGCCUUAUCGCUUGAAAAUCUCAAGAAUUUUGCUUCUUGCAAGCCAGUGAGUGAGUUGCGUUCACCUUUAUAUAAGUUUGAAUUAAACAUGACUAUGUUAAAAGCAAGUGGUGACAUCGAGUUGUACGAAAUGAGUCGAGAGGACAUUUGUUCUCAAGAACCUGAUCGGGUGAUGAUAAUACCCGAAAGAAUUAAUUUUGACAGAUCACUAGCAAUGUGUAGCUUUUUUACUGGAGACAUUAUCAUUCCCACAAAUCCUGAGGAAAACGUUGCUAUAUACGACAAGUAUGAAGAAUUUAACAACUACUGUGCAGAUAGUUGGGGCACCUCAUUUUGGUUUGGCGUAGUGGCAAAUCAUACAAGUGGAGGGUGGACAAGAGUAUCAGAUGGGAAGCCCCUGACGUGGGCCAAGUUCGCCCCCGGCUGGGAGAACCCCACUGAGGAACAUAGCUGCAUGGCUGUUGGAGCCAUUAACUUCAAAUACAAGUGGGCUGCAUCACCCUGCAACAUCCUUCAAUGCCCAAUAUGCAACUUCACAUCAACUCCUAAACUUCAUUUGCGUGGACUUUGCAACCUCUCAAAAUUUGAUCGUUUUUACUCUCCGUAUGAUUACUACAACAUGAAACCAGUAUUAGAAGGCCUCUUCUUGAGCAGAAUGACUUGGAAUAACAAUUCUUGGUUGAUCAAGAGCCGCCUCGAUGGGUCCGUGGAGGCCCGAAUGAAAUCAAACAAGCCAGAUGACUACCCAUUCGGCUUACAUACCUGGGACGUGAAGGGCGACGCCUGUGGUCAGGAUCAGGUGCAGUUACUGCUAACAUCAUGCGGCAUUACUGAUUUCACAUGUAGUGAUGGGUCAUGCAUCAAGAAGAUCAAACGCUGUGACCAAGAGGUUGACUGUCCAGAUAAUACUGACGAACUUAACUGUGAUGUUAUAACGUUUCCUGAGGGAUAUUCUGCGGAACUUGCGCCACCGGCAGUAAAUUCCCCACUGAUGUCUCUCCGCAUCUCGCUCGACAUCACAUCAAUCAGGGAAUUUGACAUCUUGGGAUUCAAUUUGGCAAUUGACAUCAUUCAAAGCAUCAAGUGGAGAGACGCGAGGCUCAUUUUGAGGAACCUCCGACAAGGAGACUUUCCCAACGAAGCAAAGAGCUUUGAUAAACUGUGGCUGCCGGACAUUCUGGUGAAGGAUGGGACCUACAGUCCAACCGACCUGCAGAUGAGGCGAGUGAGACUGUUGGUGCGCCGAGAUGCGGAUCCUCUGCCUGACGAUGAUUCCAACUACUCAGAAGAUGAGUUGUACCGCGGGGUGAACAGCACUGUGAAGCUGGUGCAGCAGUAUACAGUAAUAGCUAUGUGCCAGUUCCUGCUUUAUGCCUACCCUUUUGACUCUCAGAGAUGUUCUCUGGUCUACUCCAUUCCUGACCAAGCAGUAGGCAAGAUUUUACUUCUUCAAGAGGAGGUGAAGUUCACAGGGGAGCGGCGGCUGCUGGAGUACGAGCUGGUCAACGAGACGCUCACCGCCCGUGGUAACAUGUCCGCCGCCGUCCAGCUGCGGUUGGUGUUCCAGAACCAAUAUGGUUAUUACAUCGGCAACGCUGUGGUGCCCAGCUUGCUCAUGGCCACCAUAUGCUACCUCACCUUCUUCUUCGACCUCGACGACUUUACGGACCGCAUAAUGGUCUCGCUGACGUCCCUGCUGGUGCUGGCAGCACUCUUCACACAGACCAGUCAGUCCAUCCCUAAGACCGCCUACCUCAAGCUUAUUGACAUUUGGUACGUCACCCUCAUCAUCACCGACUUCCUCAUCAUCGUGAUGCUUGUGCUCAUCGAGAAUCAGAGGAUGCAAGAAAAACUCUCCAGAGACUCGUCUAAUUCUGUAUUUAAGAGUGCACGUAAGAUCACGCCUGUAGAGACUGCUGGGCAGCUCAUGGCUGCAAACGAAUUCGAUGACAAAAGGAAUAGAUCAAACACAGCUAAGACAAUGAAUACAAUAUCUUUGUGUUCGUUCCCGGUGUUGGCAACAGUAGGAUGUUUCUGCUGGAUACUGAUACAUCUCCAGAAAUCCCCGACCUCUCAUGGUACUUAGUGCAUUAUUCAUCAACUCUUUCGACUACUAGACGUGAACAGGCAAUAUUGACAAAGGUCGUAUCAAAUCUUAGCUUACUGGUAAAAGAGAAGAAUUCAAUAUGGAUGCCACCACAUGCGUUGGAGGUGGUGUGUGGAUUAGUGGAUCCCAUGUUAUUGACUUGACCUGAUGUCAUGUGAGGUCACCCCUUGUAUAUAAGCCCCUCUCAGUCCCAGUAAAUUCAGUUGACUCUGAAUAUGUCUUGAAUAAAAACGAAAUCUAA
Molecule: messenger RNA, 3063 nt
Organism: Homarus americanus (American lobster)
Lineage: Eukaryota; Metazoa; Arthropoda; Malacostraca; Decapoda; Nephropidae
Exons: 12
Coding region: 135-2801 (888 amino acids)
Biological process (GO): signal transduction; regulation of membrane potential; chemical synaptic transmission
Cellular component (GO): neuron projection; membrane; synapse
Molecular function (GO): protein binding; transmembrane signaling receptor activity; neurotransmitter receptor activity
Source: RefSeq, a predicted model, not a curated record